This is a messenger RNA of Theileria parva strain Muguga, 2666 nucleotides long. Its product is annotated as Myosin-A. The transcript is spliced from 3 exons. The record is from RefSeq and is a predicted model, not a curated record. Gene Ontology annotation, molecular function: microfilament motor activity; ATP binding; actin filament binding. Gene Ontology annotation, cellular component: myosin complex; cytoplasm; vesicle. Gene Ontology annotation, biological process: vesicle transport along actin filament; actin filament organization. Lineage: Eukaryota; Apicomplexa; Aconoidasida; Piroplasmida; Theileriidae. Bases 1 to 2472 code for a protein of 823 amino acids.
AUGGAUUUGAGCAAUAAAGAGAAGCUCCAGACCGCCAACGCUCUUAAACGCGCCACUUCAAAUUUGGCCGUUUUUGACUCUAACGGAAACGUCCUUGGAGGUAUCUAUGUGUGGUCUGAUUUGGCCCCUGCUGUUAAAGAAAACCCUGAACUUAUGUUCGCCAAGUGUUUAGUUCACCCCGGAUCCACAACAGAAAAGCUAAUUUGUUCUCAAGUUGAACCACCAAAUGAUCAGAAAUUUGAAGUGCCAUUAGCAAAUGCUUGGAACACUAAUAGUCAAAUUGACCCUAUGACUUACGGUGACAUUGGGAUGUUACCUCAGACUUCAAUCCCGUGUGUUCUUGACUAUUUACGUCACCGUUUUCACAAGAACCAGAUUUACUCAACAGCUGACCCACUUAUGGUCUCCAUUAACCCUUUUAAGGACUUGGGAAACUCAGGCCAAGAUGUAAUUGACCGUUACAAAAGUGCUAAAAGUCUGAUGGAUAUGCCUCCUCACGUAUAUUACACAAGUCGAAGGGCACUAGAAAAUCUACAUGACUAUAAGUAUUCCCAGACAAUUAUAGUUUCUGGUGAGUCUGGUGCUGGGAAAACCCAGUCCGCCAAUAUGAUGAUGCGUUACUUUGCGUCUGGUAGUGGUUUGAAUAAAGGUAGCCACAUUCAGCAGGUGGUAAUGGCAUUUAACCCAGUCCUCGAGUCUUUUGGAAACGCAAAAACCAUUAGAAAUAAUAACAGUAGCCGUUUUGGACGUUUCAUGCAACUUGACGUGGCGCCUGAGGGUGGAAUUCGUUACGGUUCAAUUGUAACAUUUUUGCUGGAAAAAUCUCGUCUGGUGACUCAGGAUGAUGAUGAACGUUCUUAUCACAUUUUCUACCAACUUCUCAAGGGAGCAAAUGAUCAGUUACGCUCAAAACUUAAACUUAAGCGUAUUAAUGAAUAUGCGUACCUCAAUAGUAAAUGUACUGAGGUGAAUGGAGUGGAUGAUGCGAAAGAGUUUGGACUAAUUUUAAAUAGUUUUGAGAGGAUGAAAUUGAGCGAAGAUCAGAAGGAAACUGUUCUAAGUUUAUUGUCUGGUGUUUUAUUACUUGGAAAUGUAGAAGUUUCAGGUGAAGAACGUGACGGUUUAACUGAUGCCGCUGUUAUUACCAAUGAAAGCCUUCUAAGGGAUUGUGCCCAACUGUUAUACCUGGACUAUGACCAGUUAAAGUAUGAUUUAACUAUGAAGAAGACUAUGGUGGGUGGUGGCGAGAUUGUAAGUCCUAGGAGAAAGGACGAGUCUGAGGUUUUGAAGAAGAGUCUGAGUAAGGCUGUUUAUAAUAAGCUGUUUUUAUGGCUGGUUGCCACUGUAAAUAAAACAAUUGCUCCUCCUGAGCCUUUUAAGUAUUUCAUUGGCCUUUUGGACAUUUUCGGAUUUGAAGUGUUUAAGAAUAAUUCACUGGAGCAACUUUUUAUUAACAUUACCAACGAGAUGUUGCAGACUAACUUCGUCAAUAUAGUGUUUAAACGGGAGGCUCAAUUGUAUGCAGAUGAGGGAAUUGCAAGUCCAAAGCUUGAGUACGAGUCUAAUUCGCUUGUGAUUGAACUUCUCUGCGGUAAAACAAAGUCAAUUUUGUCGGUUUUGGAGGACCAAUGCCUCGCUCCUGGUGGUAAUGACAUGAAUCUAACCUCAACUUGUAAUACACAACUUUCCAAUAAUCCAAAAUACGUCAAGUCUAAGCAGGACAAAUAUUUCCUAGUUGUACACACGAUUGGACCAAUACAAUACUGUUCUGAUGGUUUCAUAAAUAAAAACAAGGAUUUACUAACUGGUGAAUUGGUCAAACUGGUAAACGCUUCACAAAAUCCACUCGUUUCGGAAUUAUUUAAGGGUGACGAAGUUGUUAGUGGAAAGUUGGCAAAGGGAAUGUUAAUUGGUUCUCAGUUUAUGAGUCAAUUGGACUCGUUGAUGGCUUUGAUAAACAGUACCGAUUCACACUUUAUCAGAUGCAUAUCACCCAAUGAUAAAAUGAUGCCCAUGACCUGGAAUUCGGUCCGAGUACUCUUACAAUUGCAUGCUCUGUCUGUAAUCGAGGCUCUACAGCUUAGAAAAUUAGGGUUUUCCUACCGUCGUACCUUUGCUCAGUUUAACGAGCAAUAUGCCUAUUUAAAUUUGGCUGUGGUUAAGGACUCUAGGCUCUCUGAUAAGGAUAAGGCUAUAAAAUUGGUAACUGAGGUUGGGCUUGGAAAUUCAGAUUACGCAGUUGGAAAGACCCGAAUGUUCUUGACUCGCAAAGCUGCUAACAAAUUAACUUCUAUAGUCAGGGAAAGACUUGCAAAGUGGGCUCCGUUGGCUGACUUGCUGGAAGCUCUUUUGCUUAGACUCCAGAACCAGCGAGAGCUAAAGAAGUCUGUGAAAUCUAUAGUUCGCCUCCAGGCACAUUUGAGAAGAGUUUUGAACGAGGGCGAGAGACCAGCAAAGUUGGUUAAAGUAUAAGAGUAUUUGAUAUAAUUGGGGAUUAAGUGUGUAUAAAGGUUAUGUUGGGACUAUUAAGUAUAAAUUAGGGUAAAAUAUACUUAAAUGAUAUCAUUUUAAACUACAAUUAAGUCCAAAAUACAAGUAAUCAACAUGUAAUUUUAUCCGGAACAAAGUAAGUUAGGGUAAAAAGUAUAUAAUGUGCUAUUGUUUUA